CACUCAGAGAAUGCUCUAGCUCUCUCUUCCUGUGUUACCGCCCUUGGGCUGAGUGAGACAUCAAGCUCUGAAGACAUCGCAUUCAUUGGAAAGACAGGCGUUAUUUGGAGACUCCUUAGUUAGGUCCAAUAACAGGAAGCCUCUUCCCGGUCCGGAGUAGUGAGCUUGAGAGGGAACAUUGCGGCUCUGAUCUUCUGUACAGUGUUGCUUAGCAAGUCAUAGCUGGCACCAUGGCGUUGUCAUUCAAGAAGGACCUGGAGAAGUACAAGGACCUCGAUGAAGAUGAACUCCUCAACAAGUUGUCGGCGGAGGAGCUGAAACAGCUGGAGACGGCACUGGAAGAGAUGGACCCUGAGAACGCUCUUCUCCCAGCGGGCUUACGUCAGAAGGACCAGACGGCUAAGCAAGGUACAGGGUCAUUUAACCGGGAUAGCCUUCUGAAGUACCUGGAGAAGGAAGCCAUGGAGUACAAGGACAGAGAGGAUAUACUACCCUUCACUGGGGAGAGAAAAGGUAAAGCAUUUGUUCCAAAGCAGAAACCAAUCGAAACACGGCAGGAAGAAAUCACAACCCUUGAUCCAGAAUUGGAGGAGGCCCUAUCGAGCGCCACAGAUACAGAACUGUGUGAUCUAGCAUCAAUCCUUGGUGUUCACACGCUGGUCACCAGUAGCCAGACAUACGAUGCAUCAAAAGACGGUUACAACAAUGUAAUCAAAGGGGAGAAGAUGACCCCGGUGUUUGAUGAGCCCCCCAAUCCCACCAAUGUAGAAGAGACUCUGCAGCGGAUAAAAAACAACGACAGCUCCCUAACAGAGGUCAACCUCAACAACAUCAAGAACAUUCCAAUCCCCACGCUGAAGGACUUUGCUAAAGCCAUGGAGAAGAACACGCACGUCAAGAAGUUCAGCCUGGCAGCUACACGGAGUAACGACCCAAUUGCUGUGGUGUUCAGCGACAUGCUACGAGAGAACAAGACGUUGCUAAGUCUGAACCUGGAGACCAACUUUAUCACCGGGACAGGGGUGCAGGCUUUGGUGGAUGCAUUGCGAGACAAUGACACCCUCACAGAGAUCAAGAUAGACAACCAGAGGCAGCAGCUGGGUACUACUGUAGAGAUGGAGAUUGCAAAAAUGUUGGAGGAGAACAACAGCAUUGUGAAGUUUGGCUACCAUUUCACCCAACAAGGACCUCGCUCCAGAGCUGGGCAAGCUAUCACCAAGAACAACGACCUGGUACGCAAGAGGCGAGUGGAAGCGGACCAGUAGGGACGGAGCCCAACCCGCCUCCCUGCCAAUCCUCUCGUUUCAUCUCACCAUGUGGAAUAAUUUCAGCCGAUGCCCUGGUCUCAUCUCACUGUGUGGAAACUUAAGUCUUGUGCCAAACUGUGGGGCAAGGCACGCUCAACCAGAACAUACAUCUGAGAAGAAGGGAAAUAACUGGAAUUGCCCUCCCCCAUUUAUAUGUUCAUACUUAUGUUUAUUAUUGCAUUGUUAUUGAAGGUGUAAAUCGGAUUAGCUUUUAGUCAUGUUUUUUUGCGCCUUUAUGUAAUCUGUCCAGACUUUUCUCUUGUUUUUCUUUUCUCUUAAACUAUAAUGUGGAAUAAACAUGCACAUUACCAAGUAACUAGCGCAACAAUAACAAUAACUAACAUCGAUGAUGCCCUGUAGACAGUGCUAGUGUGAGGCCUACGCUCCCAGUGGAUAACCUCUGUACAACCAGCAGAACAGAGGUCGACAUCAGCAUCAGGGUGUGACAUGAAGCAAAGUCGGACCAGUCUGUUAAAACCACGGCCCACUGGCAGAAUGGAAACAGUCUGACAGUCAUUAGGCGACAUAAAUAACCAUGUGAUCAGAUCACCAUUUAUUGUUGUUGCCUUGUAAAGCCAGCUUGACUGGUUAAUCUAACGGUUAUGUUUGUGUUUGUGUUGGCCUCUAAUCAGUUACUGACUUUAAUACUGUACGCAUCGGCACAUACUGUUUGAUAUAAUGAAACGUUCUAACUUAACGUCUAGUUCAAAUUCCUAUGGCGGUUAUUCCAGUGGCUUUUGUCUCUUAACAGGAAACGAUAACUAGGUCUGGAUAUUUUGGAUGAAGUAAAAUUGGGACUAUGCAUUUAAAGUAAGCGGAUAUUAGCUCUAGUCCAGAGGAAGGCUGUUGUAAAUGUCUGCUCAACACACAGGGUUUCUCCACGGCAAACACAUGCUGUGUCAAAGUACCGGUGUGUAACCACAUGGUUAUCGGUUUAGAUUUUGGCUUCGUCAGCUUUGUUCAUUUCCUCGCAGUAUGUACGGCAACAGCACCUUUUAGAUCACAUUAUGCCAUUACAUUUUGUCUUAUUCCCAUUCUUUGGGGUCAUUUCUUAGCAAGUAUGUUGUUAAGUAGUUGUUAACUACUUGCAAACCUUUUCUGUUUUUCUUCCCAGAACAACUGUGUUUCUAUGAACCAAAUCCCCCCCGAUAGAAAAUCUGCUUAAAUUUCUCCUUCCUAACCCUCUGUCACACUUCCACUCAUUCCCUCUCAGCAGCAUCUCAGCAGUAGCCUGUCAUCCAUUAUGUAACGGAUGACAACAUGCUAUGUGUGCCUCAAAACAAACCUCCUGAGAUACACUGCGCUGCUUGAGAUGGCUUUAACAGGACUAAUUCAGGAUUACUUGAAACUUGUAUAUACACACUGUUUUAUGUGUAAUAGAAACAACGUGCUGGCAUGAUCAUCACCUGUGAACAUCGUGAUUCUAUCGACCAAAAAUGUCACAUCCCGUGGACCGAGUUGUACUGCUGACUUCGAUACGUGUUUUUUUUUGUUUAUAUAUCUGUGUACUUGGUGCAUGGUCAUAUCUGCUAGUAUUUCUUCUUACUGCUUUGCCGGUGGACAGUCAGCUAAAGUGUAAAACUGCUUUUUUGCCUGGGCUCACAAGUAUUCUUUGAUUCUUAAUAUGUGUUUUGAUUAUUACAUGUCAUCUCAAAGUGAACACACAGAGACAAACACGUUUUUUUAAAAAUCUUAAAUAAAAACCCAGGUUUAUACUCAACAUAAGGAGUUUGUGCUGUUAUAAAACCACAGAAUUGGUAAAACGCACUGAUAAAUAUAAGAUAUGCUCAAUAAUAAAUGUUUUUACAUGCUCAA
Molecule: messenger RNA, 3122 nt
Organism: Pungitius pungitius (ninespine stickleback)
Lineage: Eukaryota; Metazoa; Chordata; Actinopteri; Perciformes; Gasterosteidae
Gene: tmod2
Product: tropomodulin 2
Exons: 10
Coding region: 231-1265 (344 amino acids)
Biological process (GO): muscle contraction; pointed-end actin filament capping; myofibril assembly
Cellular component (GO): cytoskeleton; myofibril; striated muscle thin filament
Molecular function (GO): tropomyosin binding
Source: RefSeq, a predicted model, not a curated record